AUCACCACCAAUUCGCCCUCCUCGCCGCCCACUUCCUCUCCCUCCCUCCCCGCACGCGCGCGCUCUCCGCCCGGCAGGCCGUCGACCUCGCCGUCCGUCGAGGUGGCCGCCGGCCGUCGCGAGGAAUCGCCGCUCGCCGGGAUCGGGGGAGCCGCCGCCGCGUCUCCAUCCCAUCCAGACACAGCCUCCUAGGCCACUCGCUCAGCGCUCGAGAGCCCAGAUCCCCCGCUAUAUAGAGUCCCCGUCGACCCUUCGCCGCCGCGCCGGCCAUGGAUUUCAUGAAGGCCUUCGAUCAGACCGUAAGGGAGAUAAAGAGGGAGGUCAAUCUCAAGGUGCUCAAGGUCCCCGAGCUCGAACAGAAGGUCCUUGACGCGACAAGUGAUGAACCUUGGGGUCCACACGGGUCUGCUCUUUCAGAGCUAGCUCAGGCCACCAAGAAAUACUCUGAGUGUCAGAUGGUGAUGGGUGUCCUCUGGGCCAGGCUGGGUGAGCGAGAUGCAAACUGGCGUCAUGUGUAUAAGGCACUGACGAUUAUUGAGUACUUGAUAGCGAAUGGUUCUGACCGGGCAGUUGAUGACAUUCUCGAUCAUUAUUCAAAGAUCUCGGUUCUUUCGAGUUUUGAGUUUGUGGAACCUAAUGGAAAAGACUCUGGAAUAAAUGUGAGGAAGAAAGUGGAAACUCUGGUGGGGAUCAUCAAUGAUAAGGAGAGAAUAAAGGCUGUGAGAGAGAAAGCGGCUAGUAACCGUGACAAGUACGUUGGGUUAUCAUCAACCGGGUCAUACAGAUCAAGCUCAGCCUCUGGAGGUAGCAACUACAGUUCAGGUGAACGCUAUGGCAGUUUUGGUGGCACAAGGGAGGCUGAUUCGUUCAGUAACAGUUACAGGGACAAAGAACCUGUUAAAACCUCUUCAAGUAAUACUGGCAGGCGCAGAUCUGGCAGCAAGAUAAGAAAGGACGCGGAUCAUGAUAGAAGCUCCUCGAAGUCCCCAUCUAACACAAAAGGCAAUGAGGAUGAAUUUGAUGACUUUGAUCCUCGUGGAUCUUCUUCAAAUGGUGCAGCUAAUACAAAGACUGCCGAGGUGGAUCUUCUUGGCCCAAACUUGCUGGAUGAUUUCCUUGACGAGCCUGCAGCCACUCCAGCAGCAAAAAGUGCUGUAGAACCUCAGGUUGAUCUGUUUGCUGAUGCAGAUUUCCAAUCGGCAAUCCCAGGUGCCGAAACAACUGCGCAUCAGGAUGUCCAGGAAACUGUUGACCUUUUUUCGGGAAAUGCUACCUUUGCUUCAGCAUUUCCACCAGAGACUGGGUUUAUCCAACCACCAACUUCUGGGACACCUUCUAAUGCUAAUACUUCCGUGUCCAAGAACACAGUACCUGAACCAUUUGAUCCUUUCGGUGAUAUUCCUUUAAGCAGUUUUGGGGGAUCUGACCCAUUUGGUGACUUCAGCUCAUCUAGUGCACCACCACCACCUGUACACAGCUCUACUGGAAAUAUCAGCACGUCGAGUCAGAACCUUGAGGCAGCAUCGGACUUUGGUGCCUUUGAAUCAAACACCGUGGAUACAGCUAAAGACCCCUUCGACUUUUCUUCCACUGGCAAUUUUGGCAAAGCAGAUGUAGCACCUUUGGCAGCUCCCAAAACUGAUGCGUCUGAUUUUGGUGCCUUCGUUGCAAACACUGUAGAAGCAACUAAAGACCCCUUUGAUCUUUCUUCAAGUAUUAAUGGAAGGGCAGACCAAACACCUUUGGCUGCUCCCAAGCCCAACACCAAGAAAGAAAAUUUUCAGGUCAAAUCUGGCAUAUGGGCUGACUCUUUGAGCCGUGGAUUAAUUGAUCUGAACAUAACUGGACCAAAGAAGGUGAACUUAGCCGAUGUUGGGGUCGUCGGCGGCCUCAGUGAUGGGUUCGACGACAAGGCUCAACCCUCAUGGAACAUGGGUGCAGGGGGAUCUGGCCAACCCUCAUGGAACAUGGGUGCAGGGGGAUCUGGCCAACCCUCAUGGAACAUGGGUGCAGGGGGAUCUGGCCUAGGAAUGUCUGGAAUUCCUCCGACUACGCAAGGCGGUGGCAUCGAGAGCUUGGCAAACUACAACAAGUAUCAGUUUGGUGGCUUCAAAUGAGCUCCAUAGGAGAACAUUUCUAGCACCUGGUGUUUGUUGCUUUUUGCUGGACUGCGCCUUUGGGCGCUUAUUAUCUUUUUAUUGGUUUUGUCAUCUCGCUUUUGUUGACCAUCACAUUGCUUAUAAUUGCCGCAGUAUUCAAGUAUCGUGGUCUUUGUCCAGUGUUGUCACGCAUGUGUUGUGUUUGUCAGGUUUGCGGAUACGCUGCCCUUGUGUCACAUCACGAUUCGAUUCAAUCUUAUGGUUAAUAUGUGCACCUUCUGUAAA
Molecule: messenger RNA, 2384 nt
Organism: Aegilops tauschii subsp. strangulata
Lineage: Eukaryota; Viridiplantae; Streptophyta; Magnoliopsida; Poales; Poaceae
Product: clathrin interactor EPSIN 1
Biological process (GO): endocytosis
Cellular component (GO): endosome; clathrin vesicle coat; plasma membrane
Molecular function (GO): clathrin binding; phospholipid binding
Source: RefSeq, a predicted model, not a curated record